Messenger RNA from Saccostrea cuccullata (small rock oyster), 3268 nucleotides. Its product is annotated as solute carrier family 45 member 3-like. The coding region runs from base 100 to 1929 and encodes 609 amino acids. NCBI's taxonomy places the organism in Eukaryota, Metazoa, Mollusca, Bivalvia, Ostreida, Ostreidae. Gene Ontology annotation, cellular component: membrane. The record is from RefSeq and is a predicted model, not a curated record. The transcript has 3 exons. Gene Ontology annotation, molecular function: sucrose:proton symporter activity.
CUCUAACUUCACUGUUCUGUGUUGGACUCUCACUUCACUGCUAGUGUCGCUCGUGGCACCCUCCCUCAGUCCGCCAAUCCGGGGGCUAGAGUUAAAAUAAUGGAAUAUAACGAUAUCGCCCUUAAAUACAGGUCCUCUGUCCAGUACAGCGCACCACCGGAAGUGACGGACGACGAUGACAGAGACCACGAGCGCCUACUACAGGAAGUGAUUCACCACGACGACCCGGAUCCCCGCCAAAAACCUGUCACCAUGGCAACAGGAAAAUCAUUAUCCCUGCUUCAGAUAAUUCUUCUAAACGCGGUGGUAUGUGGUGUUGAGAUUUGCGCAUGCGCUGGAUUCACCUACAUCCCUCCUAUGCUGUUAAAGGCGGGGUACACGGAGGAGAACAUGAGUAUAAUAUUAGGAAUGGGGCCCUUGCUCGGGUUCUUCUUCGUUCCAGUAAUAGGCCGUGCAAGUGAUAACUGCCUCAGUGCUUGGGGUAGACGACGGCCUUUCAUUUUGGGAAUAUCAUCAGUUCUAAUGUUUGCGCUAAUUAUUAUACCGUACUGCGAUUGGAUCAGUCUGUCUAUAUUUGGUCCAGGAACUGUGAGUAAAACGGGGGCGCUGCUGAUUUUAACAGUAGGAGUAGUUCUGCUUGACUUCACUAGUCAGGCUUGUCUUACACCGUGUGAAGCCUUGCUAAGCGAUGCAUCAAAAGACUCUAAUCAGCAGGAACGUGUGUUCAUGGUGUACUCUCAAAUGGUGUCGUUAGGGGGAUUUCUGGGGUAUUUAGUUACUGCCCUGGACUGGAAUACGAACCCUCUCGGUGCUCUGAUUGGUGGACAAGAAAGGACUGUGUUCACUGUGCUGGUCUUCCUGUUUGUAUUUUUGUUGUUUGUGACUGUAGCUGUAGCCAAAGAGGAGCCACAAAUCGCACUCCAGAAUUCUCACACCCUGGACAUAAAGCCCCCAGUAGAGGGUUCGACCUCUCUUUCCGUGUUCAAUGGUCCGGCUUUGGAGUCGGGGUACGAAUCAAGUGGUUCGGAAGACGGCGCUUUGCCAAAUGUGCUUCGCAAACCCCGAUCUAAAUCACGUCGUCACAAAAGAAAAUUCCGUCCUAUUUUAUUGUUGUGUAUGCCAUUUAUUUUUGUUUUAAAGCGCUUUAGAUUAUUUUCAUACGUGCAAUUUUACGGCAGACUAGCUCUUGCAGCUAUACAAGACAAGCUUCCAGAAUCUGUUAAACUGCUGUUAGAUAUUCCGCUCGUAUUGCAGAAACUGGCCAUAGCGAACUUCUGCAGCUGGACUGCAGUGAUGGGAUUCAACCUUUUCUUCACAGACUUUGUAGGACAGGCCGUUUACGAGGGGAAUCCCAAUGCGGAGGAAAACUCCUAUCUGCGUGCUCGAUAUGACGAGGGUGUUCGAAUGGGAUCCUGGGGACUCCUGUUUCACUGCAUCACUUCCGCUGUCUAUGCCUUUUUCGUGGAGAAUUUAGUGGAACGUGUCGGGAUCCGCCGGACGUACGCCGCAGGGAUGGUGACCUUCACCUUGUGUAUGGCGGGCAUGGUGGUGUUCCGGAACAUCUAUUUUGUGAACACUAUGGCAGCUCUGACGGGUUUUGCGUAUGCGACUCUCACGACCAUCCCCUUCAUUAUUGUCACCAAAUACCACUCCGAAAAAGAGGUAUACUUCCGGACAGAGAAUGGGAAGAAUAACUUCCGGGGCAUUAGAACGGAUAUUGCCACCCUAGACUCCGCCUACUUCCUGUCUCAGGUAAUCCUCUCGGGAAUGAUGGGAUAUGUUGUGCACAUGACCGGAACUGUCCUGUCUUACAUGAUCACGGCAGGAAUUAUGGGCAUUUUGAGUUGUUUCUUUAUUCAGAGUAUUAUUACGUCUCGCGAGGAAAUGUUGAGCGUAACUAAAACCUGGCAUUCUGUCGUCAAUAUAUGAAUUUUCAUUGCUGAAUAGCUUUACAAGGUGCUUUACUGUUUUGUCUGAUAUAAUGUGUUUUAUUAUACGGUGCUUUGUUUAAGACUGUUGUACUCAAGGUUGACAAAUGUUUUAAAAAUGCCAGUAUUUUGACCACUAGCCAAAAAUGUUUAAUAAUUUACAGACUUGUCUAAUUAAUCAAUCAUUCGAUCGAUCGAUAUGCCUAAACCAAAUUGUGUACUAUGAAACAUUUUCAGUGCCCUAUUUGCAAUUCAAAAAUCAAAAUACAUUUUUUUUUUUGAGAAUUUAAAAAAAAAAUACACUAUGGAUUUAAAUAUUUUUUUUAAUUUCUUGCGUUUACUUUUUUGUUCUAUGGAAUAUGUUCUGUUAAUUUCAUUAAUAAACCAAAUACUAGUAUACUCUAGGCAAAAUAUAAAGCUGAAAAUAAAGCAGUAAAUCAUACGUGAUCCGUGUGCGCCAAAGUGGAUGAAGUUGAUGUUAUGUACAAUGAAUACUUAAGAAUCAUAGUUUUAUCGACAUUUCUUUAAUUUUUUUAAAUCCUUUCUUUUACACAAUUUUUUAAGACGUUCAUGUGAACAGUUGCUGUAUUGAGAUAUAUUUUUGUAGAAUGUACAUUUUUUUGAACAUGAAAACAUUAAAUAAUCAAAUGUGUACUUUUUUAAAUUACGUUGUACUUUCACUUUAAAUAUAUUUCAUUGUACUUUGACGAAGAACACAGUGUAUUGUUUUAAUUUCAAUUCGAACGUAUUGCAUUGUUGUACUUAAUUGUCUUUUUAACAUGUCUCGGAUACUUUCACGUUUACUCGGAACUAUUUUUGUUUUAAGUAGACACUUUUUGUCAGCUUUACAUAUUGUCUAUUGCUUUAUUCUUGCUUUAAAAUUUAAAGAUUUUAAUUUUACCUCACUCUCGUUUAAAUCGGGAAUACUAUAUAUUAAAUCUCCCCCAAAUGUUUCUCACACCCUAAACAGGGCCUACCUCUGAAUAUUUAACUCUCGAUUACAAAAAAAGAACAAAACAGCUUUAACAAAAGUGAAAGUCUAUACUGCUGCUGUAUCAUUAUUCGUUUGCUGACUUUCCUCUUUACUGAAAGAUACAUCAGUUUAUCUCUGUAGGAAAAUACUUAGCCUUAUUUUUAUUUUCACAAAAUCAGGUUUCUCAUUAAGCUUAUUGUGUAAAUUGUAUUUUUUCUCUGUCAUAGUUUUAGUUCAGAUGAUUGUUUAUGUUACCUUCUUUAUUUUUCAAGUAUCAAUGUGGGUUUAUAUACAAAGAAUUUUAUGUUUUAUAUAUGAUGGAGAUAUAUAAUUAUAUAUAUUUAUUUAUUAAAUAUUAACACCCCGA